This is a messenger RNA of Microtus ochrogaster (prairie vole), 3399 nucleotides long. RefSeq names its product gephyrin (gene Gphn). Gene Ontology annotation, cellular component: postsynaptic specialization; postsynaptic membrane; dendrite. NCBI's taxonomy places the organism in Eukaryota, Metazoa, Chordata, Mammalia, Rodentia, Cricetidae. Gene Ontology annotation, molecular function: molybdopterin molybdotransferase activity. The record is from RefSeq and is a predicted model, not a curated record. Gene Ontology annotation, biological process: glycine receptor clustering; postsynaptic neurotransmitter receptor diffusion trapping; gamma-aminobutyric acid receptor clustering.
GCGGUGACUGCGCUGGGAAACAUGGCGACCGAGGGAAUGAUCCUCACCAACCACGACCAUCAAAUCCGCGUCGGAGUCCUCACAGUGAGUGAUAGCUGCUUCAGGAAUCUUGCAGAAGACCGAAGUGGGAUAAAUCUUAAAGAUCUUGUCCAAGAUCCUUCUUUGUUGGGUGGAACUAUAUCAGCAUACAAGAUAGUACCAGAUGAAAUAGAAGAAAUCAAGGAAACUCUCAUAGAUUGGUGUGAUGAGAAGGAACUUAAUUUGAUACUAACAACUGGAGGAACAGGGUUUGCACCACGAGAUGUCACUCCAGAGAAAUUCCCAACAUUCCCAUUUUGUGGGCUCCAGAAAGGGGCCACAAAAGAAGUAAUAGAACGGGAAGCGCCAGGGAUGGCCCUGGCCAUGCUGAUGGGAUCACUUAAUGUUACACCUCUGGGCAUGCUCUCUAGACCAGUGUGUGGAAUAAGGGGGAAAACUCUGAUAAUUAACCUACCUGGUAGCAAGAAAGGAUCUCAGGAAUGCUUUCAGUUCAUACUGCCAGCUCUACCUCAUGCCAUUGACCUUUUACGUGAUGCCAUUGUAAAAGUAAAGGAGGUGCAUGAUGAACUUGAAGACUUACCUUCCCCACCACCUCCUCUUUCUCCACCUCCUACAACUAGCCCCCAUAAACAGACAGAAGACAAAGGGGUUCAGUGUGAAGAAGAGGAAGAAGAAAAGAAAGACAGUGGUGUAGCUUCAACAGAAGAUAGUUCCUCGUCACAUAUAACUGCAGCAGCCAUUGCUGCAAAGAAGCAUCCAUUGUACAUCAACCCUGCUGUUUUCAUGGCACAUCAUGGACAGCCCAUCCCUGGUAUCAUCAGUUAUUCCUAUGAUGCAACAGGCAGUACAGAUAAACGGAUUCCAGAUUCCAUCAUUUCUCGUGGUGUUCAGGUGCUCCCACGAGACACAGCCUCCCUCAGCACUACUCCUUCAGAAUCGCCCCGUGCUCAGGCUACAUCUCGCCUCUCCACAGCUUCUUGUCCAACACCAAAACAAAUUAGACGGCCGGAUGAAAGCAAAGGAGUUGCUAGUAGAGUUGGAUCCCUCAAAGCUCGGCUUCCGUCGUGCUCAUCCACCUAUAGUGUGUCUGAGCUCCACUCUAGAUUGGAAGGGCUUAAAGAUGAACUCUGGAGGAAUAGAGGCUACGACUUAAGAGUCCAGUCCAGGUGCAGCAGCAAGGAGAACAUUCUCAGAGCCAGUCACAGUGCUGUAGAUAUCACCAAGGUGGCUCGAAGACAUCGCAUGUCUCCUUUUCCUCUGACAUCUAUGGACAAAGCCUUCAUUACAGUCCUGGAGAUGACUCCGGUGCUUGGUACAGAAAUCAUCAAUUACCGAGAUGGAAUGGGGCGAGUCCUUGCUCAAGAUGUAUAUGCAAAAGACAACCUACCCCCAUUCCCAGCAUCAGUAAAGGAUGGCUAUGCUGUUCGAGCUGCUGAUGGUCCAGGAGAUCGUUUCAUCAUUGGGGAAUCCCAAGCUGGUGAACAGCCAACUCAGACAGUGAUGCCAGGACAAGUGAUGCGGGUUACAACAGGUGCUCCAAUCCCCUGCGGUGCUGAUGCAGUAGUGCAAGUGGAAGAUACCGAACUUAUCAGGGAAUCAGAUGAUGGUACUGAAGAACUUGAAGUGCGAAUUCUGGUGCAGGCUCGGCCAGGCCAAGAUAUCCGACCCAUCGGCCAUGACAUUAAAAGAGGGGAGUGUGUUUUGGCCAAAGGAACCCAUAUGGGCCCUUCAGAGAUUGGUCUCCUUGCAACUGUGGGUGUUACAGAGGUUGAAGUUAAUAAGUUUCCAGUGGUUGCUGUCAUGUCAACAGGGAAUGAGCUGCUCAAUCCUGAAGAUGACCUCUUACCAGGAAAGAUUCGAGACAGCAAUCGGUCAACACUUCUAGCAACAAUUCAGGAACAUGGUUAUCCCACAAUCAACCUGGGAAUUGUGGGAGACAACCCAGAUGACUUACUCAAUGCCUUGAAUGAGGGUAUCAGCCGUGCUGAUGUCAUCAUCACCUCAGGAGGUGUAUCGAUGGGGGAAAAGGACUAUCUCAAGCAGGUGCUGGACAUUGAUCUUCAUGCGCAGAUCCAUUUUGGCAGGGUUUUUAUGAAGCCAGGCUUGCCAACAACAUUUGCAACUUUGGAUAUUGAUGGUGUAAGAAAAAUUAUUUUUGCACUACCAGGGAAUCCUGUAUCAGCUGUGGUCACCUGCAACCUCUUUGUUGUACCUGCACUGAGAAAGAUGCAGGGUAUCUUGGAUCCUCGGCCAACCAUCAUCAAAGCCAGGUUGUCAUGUGACGUAAAACUGGACCCGCGCCCAGAGUACCACCGGUGUAUACUGACUUGGCAUCACCAAGAACCACUGCCCUGGGCCCAGAGUACAGGUAAUCAGAUGAGCAGUCGUCUGAUGAGCAUGCGCAGCGCCAAUGGAUUAUUGAUGCUACCUCCAAAGACAGAGCAGUACGUGGAACUCCACAAGGGCGAGGUGGUGGAUGUCAUGGUCAUUGGACGGCUAUGAUGGUCACCAACAGGAGAAAGCUUUGAUGCAUGUCCACAUAUCAUUGACUGUAUCCUGUAAUAUGCAACGGCACAGCUAGUUUUUCUGAUCUGGAUAAAAGUUGAUCUGUAUAGUCAACAUCUUGAACUAUAUUUCAGAUGAACUUAAAUACCUUUUAAAGAAAAAACACACCUAAGAAUAAAUCUUAACAGACAAUUCUAUUCUGAUUAUAUCAAAGCAAAAUUUUCCUUUCUUGCAAAUUGCUUUGUGUGUUCAAUGCUAGAUCUGAUAGCGAUAGCUUUUAGUAGACAGCGGUAGGUGCCUGCAGAACUUGUGUUUUUCUCAUCUUUAAAUACAACUACUUAUGCUCUUAAUCAAGGCUGUCUGCUUAUUUAUACUAGUGUAGGCAACACUGGGGUUUCCCUUCUUAGUAUGCUUCAUAACUGCUUUACAGAGAGCUUCUGCUUGUUCUUUAUCAUGUAUCUCGUGUUUGUGUGCACUGUGCCAAAAGAGGAGUGACUGCUCGGAGGCCCGCCCUGCCACGAGAACUGUCCCUGCUGAGCACCCAGGGACGCUCUCAUCCCAGCAGCCUCUGGCACCGCACUCGCAGGCGGUAACUGGAUACUUUUUAUUUAAACAAACAAACCGGGGGGAAAUGCUUCCUUAAGUGCUGACAGCCUUUUUAACCAACACAUUUAAAAUUGUACAGAACACAAAUAAAAUAAAAUCAAAGACUGAUCUUGUACAGAUAUUAGUGUUACCAGCAUUCAUGUGGAAAUCAAGAGCAAAAACAAAUAAUGUUAAACAACUCUGUACCAUAACAUUUUCUGUAAUGAUACUGAAACUUAAUGAAUAAAAAAAAAAUCCUUGAUCAUUAUU